This is a messenger RNA of Haplochromis burtoni (Burton's mouthbrooder), 3687 nucleotides long. RefSeq names its product four-jointed box kinase 1 (gene fjx1). Bases 451 to 1749 code for a protein of 432 amino acids. The record is from RefSeq and is a predicted model, not a curated record. Gene Ontology annotation, biological process: cell-cell signaling. Lineage: Eukaryota; Metazoa; Chordata; Actinopteri; Cichliformes; Cichlidae. The transcript has a single exon.
GGGACUAAAGUCACGUGUCUCACCGCCUAGUGUGUCUCUGCUAACCGACUCCACCACAAAUCAAACUCACCCAACGCCCGGUGGAGAGAUAAAGGCAGAUGGGAAAGAGUGUGGCGUGCACGCACAGAAAGCCCUUACGACGCCAGUGGACUGUAACGGAGAACGUCCAAUAGCGGCUAUCGGGGUGAAGCGAAAUGCGCUCAUUUUUUUUCCCAUAGAGUAGGAAUAUGACAAGGCGUGUGAACAGGACGGGAGAUGAGCUUCACACAGUUUCGGAGACCCUCUUCUCCUUGUGAUCUUACCCAGUACGCCUUUGAGCCGCAGGGCUUCGGGCGUGUAGAGGACAGAAAGCGCACCGCACAAAGCCGCUCCAGCUCAACUGCGGAUCGGAGAAUUUUUUUUCUGCCUGUAUCUUAUUAAAAUCUGCUGGAGUACUGUGUGCCAAGAGGAAUGGUGGCCGUCACCAUGAGGGUUCUUUCAGCGAACUUGUUUUCUCUGCUCCUCCUGUGCGCCCUCGCAAGUGUUUUCUACGUCUGGAGCGCACUGGAGGACCGUUUGGAGCGACACAAACGGAGGUUCUCAGUACCAGGUGCAGGGUCCUUUCACCAAGCUCUCCCAGUGGACCUUUCAGCCAAAACUUUCCGUGCAUUGCUUGCUGUCCCAGCGGCACAGAGACUGCACUUUGGGGACAGACUGAAGACUCGCCUCAACCUCACCAAUCAACCUGUCUCUGCAGGAAAUCGAGAUUACAAUAUGAAUGGGGAUAACAAGAGGUCAGCCCCGCGGGAGGGCCCGGUCAAGUUGUCCCCAUUGGAAGACGGAAUAUUUUGGAACGAAUGGCUGGAAGAUACCCUUCCUGCGGGAUUCACGGAGGAAUAUGCUCUGGCUUGGCAAAAGAAAGCGAGGACGUACCGGGUGGUGAAGCUGGAGCCGGGAUGCGGCAGGAUAUCCAAUCAGCUUGCCACGUUUGCAGACGGGACCAAAGCUUGUGUGCGUUACGGGAUAAACGCGGACCAGGUGCAGGGUGAAACUUUGACUUAUUACCUUGCACGUUUGCUUGGCAUCACAAACCUGCCCCCUCUCGUACUGUCCCAGCUGGACAGUGACAGUGAGCAAUGGGAAAGUGUGAGGACGCGGAUAGAUGGUUUACAGUGGAAUGACCGAGCCGUGGUUUCUCUAACUCAGUGGAUCUCCAACCUGACAGGGGUCAUCACACCUGCGCCGCUGAGACAGGAGAGCAGCGGGCUGCAUCCUGCGCUCAAGGAGCUCUGGAACAAGACAGCGGUGGAGCUGCUGGAGCUGAUGCAGUGGACAGACCUGAUCGUAUUAGACUACCUGACGGCAAACUUUGACAGGCUCGUCAGCAAUUUGUUUAGUCUGCAGUGGGACUCCCGUGUAAUGGAGAGAGACACGAAUAAUCUCCUGAAAACCCCUCGCGGUGACCUCGUAUUCAUAGACAACGAGGCCGGAUUAGUGCACGGGUUUCGAGUGUUAAACAUGUGGGAGAAAUAUCACAAUACAGUCCUGAGCUCUGUGUGCGUGUUUAGAAAAAGGACCACGCAGCGCGUGGCAGAGCUGCACACGCGCAGAGACUCCAGGCAAAGGCUGCUGGAGCUCUACAGAGACAGCGAGCCUUUGUCUCAGGAAUUAGGAUUUCUCUCAGAUGAGCACGCCGGUGUUCUCCAGGACAGGAUAGACAGAUUAUAUACACACAUUGUGCAUUGCAAAGGAAAAUACGGCCAGCUGUGAACAUUCAGCAUGCACAGGUGAUGGAUUUGUUGUCUGCCUGCACAGUAAUGAGCUUUGCAAACGCAGCUGGCACACCUGUGCUAAGCUGAUGCGCAUUACACAGAAAAAAAUGUCUUGAAUAUCCAGCUGAACUACCUCCUGUGAAUAGAAUGUGUUUCCUAGUUUAUCAAUGAAUCAGUUUGACACGUUUAUAAGCUGAGAUGUUCACUGUUCGCCUCACUGUGAAGAAUGACCCUGUCUUUACUUCACCCCUCUGAUGUUCACCUGAAUAUGACUAAAUGUAAAGAGUAGACUAUGCGUGGUGGGUAUCAUAAACUACCCCUUCAUGUGCGGUUUGGAUUGUUGAUUUGUGUUCAAUAAUCCCAAUGAUAAACUCCUAAGCCUUAAUGUAAGUUGACUCUUGAAUAUUGUAUUUCUGUUGACGUUCAGCUCGCUCUUUUAGAGAAGAUCUUUUGCACACACAUUGCCAGCACCUGCACUCUUGUAAUUGUGUUUGGAUAGCGUACUUAGCCUUAAUUUCACAGGUGGAGCAUAUUCAUUUGUGCAUUUGUCUGAUGUAAAUACUGUCUGCCAACCUGUUUUGGAAAUUUGAUGCUAAACUAAUUUAAUGUGCUUUUUAACAUUCCAAAAAACUCUUGUUUUUUUUUUUUUUAUAAAUAUGCUGUAAUUUAACUUCUCUGUUAAUGCGUAUUUUGUAUGCAGUUUGUUCUUAACUGCCUUAUUAGAACGCAUCAAAUAUUUACCUAUUUUGUGUGGAGUGCUGUUUUUUUUUCUUUUUUCCUUGUUUUUGAAGCCUCUGUUGCCUCUGUACUUUCCCAUACAGUGCUCUCAUUGUACUGUAGAAAUAUCUUGCACUGGCACACUUCCCCAGGAGCCAUUCUGUCAGCCACAGGCACGCUACAACAGGCGUCUCUAAUCCCCUUUAUAAUCUCACCCAGAAUGAUGAACUGAAGGAGACGAGUGACAUUAUUUGACAUCAUUUGAAAAGGAAUUUGCUGUUCCCUAACUAUAUUAUGACAUUUCAUAGCUAUACCGUAUAUUGCAGAAUAUUUUUUGCAUAAUAUAAAUUGGUCAACCUAUAAGCAGUCUGCCUUACUGGUUGCAUGUGCUGCAUGUGCUGUUAAUGAGUGUUUUGCCCUCAGUGGAGAGACUUGUUUACGGCUUUUUAUGGGUUGGAAAUGUAACCGUGAAAGGUUUUGAAGAGAAAAACCUCAAGGCCAGCUGCGUUAUUUCGCUGUAUAGUCUGUGCUGUCACUUUACAUCAGCACAUAAUUUUUUUAAUUUGAACCUUAUAGAGCCAUACUUUUCUUAUUCGUUCCACUACAGGCCUACUUCUGUGUCUGAUCUCUGGUUCCAGACUUAUGAGCACAUCUAAGGGAAAGACAGUGAUCAAACUUUUGACAGACUAAUUCUUUCCAGCCUUUUGCUAUCCUAGAGCCCAUCUGGUUUCUUUUAAAAUUUCUUUAUAUAUGUUCAACUCCAGGACACGCCACAAACUGUUUGCGCGACUCCACGAAGAGAGAUGAAUGCACCUUGUAAAAUAGUGGCUCGAUCUUUGUACUUAUACUUUAUUUCAUGGUUUACGGCAUGUUUCAGUGAAUUGUUCUUCUGCCUGCUAGGUCACUGCAUAAAGGGAGACAGGCAGCAAAGGUGUAAAUAGGUGUAACUGGAGGCAUUCUGCUGUGCUUCAGCUGUAAUAGGGACUUGGGGAUCAAUAUGUGCACUGACUGGUGUGUAGGCGAAAGAAGGUCAUGUUAAUGUGCUGCCUUUUCAGUUAAAAUAGGAACAUGUGUUUCAAGGCCCUUGCAAAAUCUACACUUGCAGCUGGGUAUGUUGCUCCAGGCAUGUCUGUUAAUACCAAACUCUGCAAAGAGAUUUACAACCGGCUGCAGGCUCUGGGGAUUAAAAACAAUGCAAAGCUAAGGUCUGCAUGUCGAA